AUGGGUCAGUACACGUUGAACGUAGAGAUCGACGACACCUGGGUCGACUACUUCACCCAACAUGAGUACCACUUCUGCUUUGCCAGAGUCAUCCGAGGCGCCUCGGGCGAACACAUCUCAAACGUCAUCGCCCAUUCCGAUAUCGUCAUGCCUUCCAUCCAAGUGACACUGAAAGACGACUUUGCAAUGGCUGCUUCAUCGCAAGGCUUUUCGAGUGGAACCAAAAUAGCGCUCGCCACACCCCACCGCCGCGUAGACAAGGGGCAAUCCGCCACUCUCCCCUCCUGGGACGCGGGCCUCACGAAAUCCGACUCCGACUCCGCCCCGCGCGAUGGGUUCCUCUUCGACACCACCCCCGCGGCCGCCGCCGUGCUGAUCCAAUCCGUGAACGGCAAGAACCGACCCGUAUACAUCACGCCGCACGGUGUGAUGGGACAAAGCUCGAAGGAGCCGAUAGUGCCGUUGCCGCGAGUGGCGGUGUGGUUUCAGCGGGAUGUGGAAAUUGGGACGAUGAUGGAUGCGUGGAUGCGGAAGGCGUUCUUUGUGCCGAUGGGCACGGAUGGGAGUAUUAGUACGGUGUUGUAUGAUGCGAAGGGAUGCUGGCAUGUGGUUGGGCAGCCGAUUGAUUAUACGCAUGGCAGGUUUGCGAAACAUUUGGCGGGGGUUAUGAGUCCGUUGUCGGAUAAGGCUAGUGGAAUGAGUGGUUCGGGUGACAUGAUGUUUUAG
Molecule: messenger RNA, 726 nt
Organism: Bacidia gigantensis
Lineage: Eukaryota; Fungi; Ascomycota; Lecanoromycetes; Lecanorales; Ramalinaceae
Exons: 3
Coding region: 1-726 (241 amino acids)
Source: RefSeq, a predicted model, not a curated record